AUGGAAGAGUACAAUUUACGGUCCACAAGUGUGGGCAACCUGUCAAAAUUGGACCCUGCUCAAACCCCGCCGGAAAGCAUGGACUUUCUAGCGCCCGUCAAUUUUGACGACUUCCACAACAGCAUCAUGGCGGAGCCCACAUUAAACCACUUUCCUAUGCCUGGAAAUGGUGGAACUGGUGGAGCGGCCUCUGAGAACCGCGAUUCGGGUCUGUCAACCAACAGUGAAUGGACAAACAAUAGCUACGAGAGCAAUAUAUCGGAUCGGACGCGAGGUGCUUCAGCUCGACGCAAGAGCGAGGUGUCACGUCUGAUUGGCCUGAACCCUGCGAACUCAAGACUAUCAACGACCUCCGCCAAUGCCCGCGGCCGCCGCUCAAGUAUUGCACAGCCCAAUGAUGCUGGUCCUGUCAAUUCUCGAGCGUCACGAAAAUCUAUCAGCUCAGGGGCUUUUGGUCCCACAAACGCUUCAGCAAGGCGUGCCAGUCUGAGCGCUCGUAAGAUCAGUAUGGACACAACUCGGACCGAUCCGAACAAUUUUCUUCGGCCUCGUGGUCAACCAACCGAACCACCGCGGGACGAGACCAGAGUGCCGUCGUCUGUUCGGAGCCUUAAGGCCAAGUCUAUGCAACCCUCUCCCCGUGAGCCGCGUAGCACUUUUUUGACUGCGACCGGCACGACGGACCACUCACGCCAAGCGAAUGUCAAUGAUGCCAACCGUUCCUCCCAUGCCUCACACCCCUCCUACACCAACAGAGCCGCUUCCCAUCCGGCCUGUGUCAUCGACUCAAUCACCUUCUCUUCUCCCCAGGAAAAGCGUCACACCGUCGUCCAACCGAACGACUCCAGACCCGAAUCGCAAAUCAUACAGCUCUGGGUUGUCAUUAUCAUCAAACACAAGUUACAACUCGAUUCGGAAUUCUGGAAGUUCUCUCCAACCACGUCUGUCUCAGAAUUUCUCCUCUUCCCGAUUACCCACACCGAAACCACGUACGGAGCAGAAUUCCUCUUCUUCCACAGGGAAGAAGUUCCGCCAGUGCCCGCAAUUCCCAAGGCUUACGAGUCGCCUAAGGGUGAGCUUGAUGCGCCUGUCUUCUCGGGGCCCAGGAAGUCCAGUUUACCGGUCGACCUUGGUCUUCUUAACAUUUCUUCACGGGAUUCAGACUCAGAGGCUCGGGUCCCUACCACCGAGAAUGUUGACUAUACCCGUGGACACGCUACGAAGACACCUGAGUCUCGCACAAGAAAUUCGACGGUGGUGGGUCGCAAGGGUUUGCAGCCACUGAAGCUACCCCCGUUGAACCUGCUUCCUUUGGGUACUCCCAUGACAACCAAAAUCGAGGCUUUGAAAGACAGGGAAGCUGAGGAACGGAAAUCAUAUACCCCGUCCAAUCAAGUCAUUUCAAAAACUCCCAGUACCCCGAUGACCGCUUCAAAGGUCAAUUUCUGGGGCUAUGGCGACGAGGAAGAUACGGGACCUGCCACAAUAGCCCGGAGUAGCACAUCGCAUUUUGCAUUGAGCUCUACCUCUUCAGGGGCGCUGCGGACUGCCAGCAGCACUAGUGCCUUUGAAACGCCCAAUGGCACUCGCAACAUCUCACCCUAUGCAUCAUACACUUUACCUAAGAGCGGCUCCGAGUUCAAUGCACUUCGCUACCAGGCGAGUGCCGAUUAUUCCAACCGAACAUCUCAGUCGUCUAAACUGACGGGACCACGACCUCAAACACAGAGUGUCGUUUCCACACCAGCUGCGGAAAGACUGAGCCAAAUCUCGACGCCAUCGGAGCCGGAAAGUGCUCCUGCGCCUGUCUCAAACUCAAAGGAGCGAUUGACUGUAACCCGGCUUCGCAGCAACUCCAAGGCUAAUCAGCCUUCUGAGAACGAUUCCGACUUGACCAAGUACGAUCACAUGCCGCCGCCAAAGCUUCCUGCGUCUGCGACGUGGAAUAAUUUGUCCUCCAUCCCAUCCACUAGUCCCACCGUCACGUCUUCAUUCCUCAAACCUCGGCGACAGUCAUCUGUGUCGAGCAUUUCGAAGCAAGCUGCCAAUCGGAAGCCCAGUGUCAGCAGUGAUCGAAGCUUGCGUCUGGAACCUACUCCUUCCAACGAGUCCGGUGCCAGUGAACAUUCUCAAAACCGUGCUUCUGGUGCCUAUGUCUCCCCAGUUCACAAGAUAAUCAACUCUGCCCGAUCUAGCGUUGCUGCUUCUCCUCGGUCGGCUGACACCAAUAUCGAUGCAGAUGUUGUUAUUGCUGACGAGGAGAUGAGGAGACUGGGGUCUAAGCGCAAGGACUUUGAGGUUGCAGCAAAAGAAUUGGAUGAAUUGCGUCGCAAGGCAGGACCGAAAGAUCGUGUCAGUCCCGCUCAGGCUCUGAAAAUGGCAAAUUUGAACAUCUUUGAGCGCGGCGAAAUUAUUGACUACCGGGACAUCUUCUUCUGUGGCACCCAGAAUGCCAAGAAGCAUAUCGGUGAUCUCCAUUCAGGCGCUGCGAACUUCGGCUACGACGAUGAUCGGGGAGAUUACAACAUUGUGAUGGGUGACCAUUUGGCCUACCGCUACGAGGUUGUGAGCGUGCUUGGCAAGGGAAGUUUCGGUCAGGUUGUGCGAUGUGUUGACCACAAGACCGGCGCUUUGGUUGCUAUUAAGAUUAUUCGCAACAAGAAGCGCUUUCACCAGCAAGCGUUGAUUGAAGUAAACCUCCUGACAAAGCUGAAGGAGUGGGAUCCCGAUCACCGUCACAGCGUGGUCAACUUUACCCAGAGCUUCUACUUCCGUGGCCAUCUCUGCAUUUCAACUGAACUUCUCGGCAUGAAUCUGUACGAGUUCAUUAAGGCACAUGACUUCAAGGGCUUCUCCCUCAAGCUCAUUCGCCGCUUCACCAAGCAGAUGCUUACCAGCUUGACUUUGCUGCAUGCCAAGAAGGUCAUUCACUGUGACCUGAAGCCGGAGAACAUUCUCCUCGUGCAUCCGUUGAACUCGGAAAUACGCGUCAUUGACUUCGGUUCGAGCUGCUUCGAGAACGAAAAAGUCUAUACAUAUAUCCAGAGUCGGUUCUAUCGAUCUCCAGAAGUCAUUCUUGGAAUGUCUUACGGCAUGCCCAUUGACAUGUGGAGUCUUGGCUGUAUCCUGGCUGAGCUUUUCACCGGAUAUCCCAUCUUCCCCGGUGAGAACGAGCAGGAACAACUGGCCUGCAUUAUGGAAGUGUUUGGACCCCCAGAGAAGCAUUUAAUCGAGAAGAGCACUCGCAAGAAGCUCUUCUUUGAUUCUCUAGGCAAACCUCGCCUAACCGUCUCGUCCAAGGGGCGUCGCCGUCGUCCAAGCUCCAAGGAGCUCCGACAAGCCCUCAGAUGCGAUGAUGAAGCCUUUCUUGACUUCCUCGCCCGUUGUCUCCGCUGGGAUCCUGCUCGCCGUAUGACGCCUCACGACGCCCUGAAGCACGAGUUUAUCACUGGCGUCAAGGUGCAAUCUCGGCCGCGGAUGUACGCCGCAAUGAACUCACCCUCCAAGCGAGGCACCAGCACCUCGAGCUCGCGUCCACUUCCCGAGCCUCCGGGUCACAGCUUCAAGACUGGCUCGUCUGGUCGUCUUCGUGAUGCCUCCGGGACCUCUCCCGUCAAAGGCUCCGGAAAACGACAUUCGACCGUGAGCGGCCUCCCACCGUCCAGCCCGGCGAAGCGAGCACCCACCAAUCCCACCAGCACGUCCGGAACUGCAUUGCCCGUGCCUCAGCACGAAGCAUCAGUGGGAAAACCGAUCUCGCGACGGCGGCGGCUGCGACCAGCUUAG
Molecule: messenger RNA, 3786 nt
Organism: Penicillium maclennaniae
Lineage: Eukaryota; Fungi; Ascomycota; Eurotiomycetes; Eurotiales; Aspergillaceae
Product: putative protein kinase
Exons: 2
Coding region: 1-3786 (1261 amino acids)
Biological process (GO): peptidyl-serine phosphorylation; peptidyl-threonine phosphorylation
Molecular function (GO): protein serine/threonine/tyrosine kinase activity; ATP binding; protein serine/threonine kinase activity
Source: RefSeq, a predicted model, not a curated record